Raphanus sativus (radish) is the source of this 2241-nucleotide messenger RNA. Its product is annotated as serine/threonine-protein kinase BSK4-like. The coding region runs from base 123 to 1577 and encodes 484 amino acids. The record is from RefSeq and is a predicted model, not a curated record. The transcript has 12 exons. Lineage: Eukaryota; Viridiplantae; Streptophyta; Magnoliopsida; Brassicales; Brassicaceae. Gene Ontology annotation, biological process: protein phosphorylation; brassinosteroid mediated signaling pathway. Gene Ontology annotation, molecular function: protein binding; protein kinase activity; ATP binding.
GAAUUUUUUUCUGGGCGUACUGGUCUCGUUCACCGGUCUCAUUGUCACAAAACGAGCUGACUCACCAGAAUGCCUGCGAGUUGACAAGGAAUUGGCCUUGUUGAUGAAGAGACCAUUCCUUAAUGGGAGGUCGAGGUUCUAAGAUUGGUACAUGUUGUUGGGAGUCAUCACACAAGACUACUCUUCCUGAAGCUCCCCAUGUUGAAAACGAAGAGAACUGUGAGGAAACAGAUUUGCUGUCUUUCCGUGAAUACACACUAGAACAGCUUAAGAUCGCCACCUCUGGUUUCGCUUUGGAGAAUGUCGUGUCUGGAGAUGGAGAAAUGCCUCCAAAUGUUGUCUACAAAGGGAAGUUGGAGAAUCAUCAGAAGAUUGCUAUCAAGCGCUUUUCUCGAUUUGCCUGGCCUGAUCCACGCCAAUUCCUUGAAGAAGCAAGAUCGAUUGGUCAUCUACGCAGCAAUAGAAUGGCCACUUUAUUCGGUUGCUGCUGUGAAGGCGGCGAGAGAUUACUCGUGUCUGAGUUUAUGCCUAAUGGGACACUAGCCAAACACCUUUUCCACUGGGAAACACAACCGAUGGGAUGGGAGAUGCGACUACGGGUUGUUUUACACCUUACAGAAGCUCUUGAUUAUUGUUGUAACAGAGGACGCACUCUGUAUCAUGACCUCAAUGCUUACAGAGUUUUAUUUGACGAGGAAUGCAAUCCAAGACUUUCAACAUUCGGCUUGAUGAAGAAUAGCAUGGAUGGGAACAGUUACAGCACAAAUCUUGCUUUUGCCCCUCCCGAGUAUAUACGAACUGGGAGAACCACUGCAGAGAGUGUGAUUUACAGCUUUGGUAUCCUUUUGCUUGAUAUUUUCACUGGAAAGCAUAUUCCUCCUAGCCAUGCCCUUGAUUUGAUUCGAGACAGAAAACUUCAGACGCUAGCCGAUUCUUGUUUGAAGGGACAAUUUUCCGACAGCGAUGGCGCUGAGUUAGUACGCCUGGCAUCUCGCUGUCUUCAGUAUGAAGCUCGAGAGCGACCAAACCUAAAAUAUUUGAUAGAUGCACUGACAACUCUCCAGAAAGAUAAAGAUGCAGAGGUUCCGUCUCAUGUCCUAAUGGGUCGUGGUACUUUUGUGUCAGCUUUAUCUCCUUUUGGGGAGGCUUGUUUGAGAAAGGACCUGAACGCUAUGCUCGAGAUGUUGGAUAAAAUUGGUUACAAAGAUGAUGAAUCGGUAUCGUUUCUGUGGACGGACGAGAUGCAAGAAGCUGUAGAGUCGAAGAAGAAAGGCGAUAUUGCAUUUAGACAGAAAGACUUAAAAGAAGCCAUUGAGUUUUACACUCAGUUUCUUGACUUGGGAAUGAUCUCUGCAACAGUCUUUGUGAGACGGAGUCUAAGUUACGUGAUGAGCGGCAUGGGGAAAGAAGCUUUAGAAGAUGCAAUGAAAGCACAAGGCAUAUCUCCAGUGUGGUACGUUGCAUUGUAUCUCCAGUCUGCUGCGCUUGAUGCCCUGGGAAUGGAGAAGGAAUCCAAGAUGGCACUUCUGGAAGGAUCGGAACUUGAAGCCAGGAAGAUUUCACCGUCCACACACUGACCUGAAUACUAUUCUUCCAGGCAGAACUGAACGCAUAAGAGAAUGUUAGAACAUUUGUACUAAAUAAACCAUAAACCCCUCUACAUGGUAAGAGUAGAAGGCGUUUCAGUUGGUAGAUAAGAGAGGUUUGGAUUAAACAAACAACAUUAAUUAACAAGUGAUGAUCUGCUGAUAUAGUUGGGCCUAGUUGGGGUCCAUGUUAACCUAUUACGGCCUGUUGGAAUCGAGAUGAAUCCCCAAGUGGACAAGGUGGUGAGAAGAACGACUAUGGUGGCCACUGCUGUUGCGUCUUACUUACUCCUCACCGCUGAUUACGGCCCCGAGCCUAACGCUCUUGAUCCUUUAUGCAUAUGAUUGGAAUGGAGUGAGUCUUACACCCCAUAUGACAAAACAUUUGCAGAUCAAACAGAGAAUAGUAUCAGCUCAAGUUUCUGUCAAAGACUUCUUCUUUCCUUCAUCAAAGCACAAGUAACAAGCGACAUACUAUCUGAAGCAAAGAUGUUUGCUGAACAUCAAAAACACCAACUUUCAUCAGUCUUUUGUUCUUUUCUUUGUCUCGUUUUCAGAAUUUACUCUUGCUCUCUCCACUCUACCUCUUUAACGACUAUAAGAUAUAAUGUUCAUAAUAACAUGUCAUAUGUGGAUUAGUUCCCUUUUGCCCCGA